Messenger RNA from Suillus bovinus, 879 nucleotides. RefSeq lists its product as uncharacterized. The coding region runs from base 1 to 879 and encodes 292 amino acids. The record is from RefSeq and is a predicted model, not a curated record. Lineage: Eukaryota; Fungi; Basidiomycota; Agaricomycetes; Boletales; Suillaceae. The transcript has 4 exons.
AUGUCUCUCCAGCCAUUGACCUCUCUGUACCGAUAUGCUGUUGAACCAAUAGCACCAUUUACCUGGUUCGGUACCAAGGUCUCCACCCUUGAUCUGGUAGCCGUGUUCCGGCUUUGCAUCGCUUUGAGGCAGAUGAGGGAGAAUUUGCAUGAUAAACAUCAACGAACAACCGGAGAGAAUAGACUCACACUCGUAGAGGAGAGGUCCUUCGUGAGAGACGCAUGUGCCAUGCUGACGAUUGUAUUUGGAGGAGAGGCUAUCAUAGGCCCUCUACUUGGUAUUGUGCCAUCUUUCGUGUUCUCAGGUGUUUCUCCCGGGUUGUACAUUGCCGCACAAGCAAUCAUAGAGUACAUCCCUGUCUUGCCGUCCGUGUCACUCAGCACGGAACUUCCUUUAUCUAUUGUCGACGGAUUUACCCGAGCAGUGCUCCUCUGUAGCCUCAUACCACCACCCGUCAUCACCCAUGCAUCCCCCGUCAUCGCAUCUUCCCCGUGGGCUCUCCUUCUAUCAUCUCUUGUUACCGCCAAUGGCGGCUUCUUCAUAACGAACAUGUUCUCAUUCAUGGAUCCCACCCCGCUUAAAGUGACGACUCCCGAUGAGCUUAAGCCCUAUGGCUGGACAACCACUGACAUCUGGUCCGCCCCAUUUAUCACGGGGCUCUAUGCCCUGCUCACGCACGCUCAGCCGUUCUGGGCCGAGCUCCACAGUGUAAUCUCAACUGCCCUCGGAGGCACCGGAAGUAAAGUUGGUCCUAUGGACCCAGAGUCUGCCCGUGCGCUGUGCGCGCUAAUUCUCGUAGUAUUGUUCUCCACCCGGACCGCAAAGAACUUUGGGCUCAUCUGGAAGAAGAGUGUUGUAGAGAAGAUCAAGAUUCAAUGA